AUUUCGAUGGCACUUUAUUCAUACAAAAACCUUUUUGUAAGGACAAUAUUACUAUGGGGUAUAUCACAAACAAAAAGAUCAGAAUAUAAGUACACCUAUGACAACAAUGAAACCUGUAUUGAUGUGAAGAUGGAUGUUCUGUUUACUCUGAGUAAUGGAAUGGAAGAAGUAACAUUUGAUGGAAAUAAUUUCACUGUGAAGAGUGGGGAUUGUGCAAAAUUUGGAGAAUAUCAGGCAGCGCUGACAUUGGCGAAUUCCAAUGAAGAUUUUCUAUCCUUCACUUUCAAUAUUAACCCUGAUUUAUCAGUGAAUAUGAGUUCCAUGUUUACAUUUGCUCCAACUGAAUUCUUUCCAGGAACACCCAUAUCAACUUCAAUAAAUUUGUUGGAUACUGGAGACAUGAAACUUGGAUCAGACACCCAACUUUACCAGUGUAACGCCAAUCAGAUAGUGACAUUGACUGGGGCGUUGGAAGGGACCACCUAUACAAUGUUCAUGGAUAUGUCUAGUGUCCAGAUUCAGGCCUUUAACAUAAAGAAUGGAAAACUCAGCACUGACAUGUUUGUGUGUAGUGCUGAUCAGAUGACAACUGUAGCACAAGAAACAACAGUGACCUCUGAACCCGCUAAACCCACAACAGAACCAUCAGCAUCUAAUGUAACAACAGUUGGACCAUCUAAUACAACAACAGUGGGUCCAUCUAAUAUGACAACAAAACAAACACCAGUCCCCACUUCAUCUCCAAAUCCUUCAUUUCCCCCAAAGUCCAGAUAUGAAGUCAUUGAGAAUUUUAAAGUUUGUCUCAUCUUGGAGGGACGCUUCCAGCUUAAAGUGACCUACAUGACAAAGGAGAAUAAAUCUGCCAGUGUAAUUGUGGAUAUUCCAGAAAGCAGUGAUGUCACAGUCAUGGGAGCGUGUGCCAAUGGAAAUGACACCAAAUCUAUUCUCACUAUUACACCAAUAGAUGAAGAAAUUUUAUCCUUGACAUUCAAUUAUGAAAUAAUGAAUGGCACGUCUAACCUGGUAUCUUGGACGGCAGAGGUGAAUCUUACAAAGUUCCCUGAUGCCAGGGAAUCUGAGUUAAAUCACACAGUGAGUGGUAAUCCAGUAGAGUUGUCAAGUCCCAAGUUGUUUUACAAGUGUGAAAAAGGGGGAUCCUUCUCAGAUGAUAGUGAGGUUCUGGUCUUUAUGUUCAAGGAGUUUAAAGUACAGGCCUUUAAUGUGGAGGAUGGAAGGUUUUCGGAAAAUGGAUAUGACUGUAAGGAAGACCUAGGACCUAUUCCAGACCCCGAGAACCCUCCGAUGCACGUGUUUGCAAUAAAACGUGAUAAUAUCACUUGCAUCGUUUUCAAAGCUAAAAUUAAGUUCAAUAUCCCAUACCUGUCAAAUAAUGGGGUUGUAACUAAACAGAUUUCUCUACCAAAAAAUUACACGCUGAGUGGUGACUGCAACACAACACUAAAUGGCUAUUAUUCUCAGAAAAUGGUAAUAAACUUUUACAAUACCUGGGAAAUGUCUAUGUUCUUCACUUCUGAUGUACAGCAAAGUGAAUUUUGGAGAGGAUACACGUACAGAGUUACAAAGUACCACAUCUCACAGAUUCAAUUGCUAUACGAUUUUGAUAACAACCUGUUCACAGAUGCUGUAGACAGCAUUGUCGGUAAAAAUACAGAAGCUUUCGCUACCAAUCGUAGAUUACUGCCAACAGAUGAAGAUAAAAGCUACAUGUGCAAUAAAGAAUCUACUUUCAACAUUCAGAAUGGUUUAUCUAUGAUUACCAAGGAACUUCAAUUUCAGGCUUUUAAAAAUGAAUAUACAACUGCUUUCAGUGCGGAAGUGGAAUGUGGGGAAGAGGAAGAGACUUACGUUCUUUUAAUUUCCACAGGAGCAGCAUUAGGGGGACUUCUACUUUUAGUCAUUGUGGCUGUUAUUGUUCAAAGGAAACGUAAAAGGUAUGAACAAUUAACAUAUUGAAUGUGAUAUUCGACAAUUUCGACAUCAAGUUGUGAAGAAAAGCUGGAACUUCUUAAAUAACUGUAAAUGAAAU
Saccostrea cuccullata (small rock oyster) is the source of this 2047-nucleotide messenger RNA. Its product is annotated as lysosome-associated membrane glycoprotein 1-like. The coding region runs from base 7 to 1974 and encodes 655 amino acids. Gene Ontology annotation, biological process: establishment of protein localization to organelle. The record is from RefSeq and is a predicted model, not a curated record. NCBI's taxonomy places the organism in Eukaryota, Metazoa, Mollusca, Bivalvia, Ostreida, Ostreidae. The transcript has 10 exons. Gene Ontology annotation, cellular component: plasma membrane; lysosomal membrane; late endosome membrane.